This is a messenger RNA of Nannospalax galili (Upper Galilee mountains blind mole rat), 6982 nucleotides long. It is a transcript of the gene Tmem94, whose product is annotated as transmembrane protein 94. The record is from RefSeq and is a predicted model, not a curated record. The transcript has 32 exons. Lineage: Eukaryota; Metazoa; Chordata; Mammalia; Rodentia; Spalacidae. The coding region runs from base 1816 to 5928 and encodes 1370 amino acids.
AAUUUAAUCUUUCAGCAAGGUUUUAUGGCACAUGGGUACUAAUGUGGGGAUUGGGAGUUAAGGGGUGUUUCACAGCCCUUUAAACUAGCAGACAACUCAGUUCACACUCACUGAUGAUCAUAAAGUCUGAAUGGCCUGGACAAGCCAGUAUGGCCCAGAGGGGCCAAGGUACAGUGUGAAGUAGGACAGGAUGACUGCCCAACAAGUUCAUUUCCCAAAAGCACCAUGUUUUAUGGAACAAAGUAGAGGGACCUAAGACAUAAGCAAUUAACCAGUUCUGUUUAACAAACAUUUAACGAUACAAGUAAGGCGCUAAGGUAUCUGCCAGGGUUAGCCAGUUGUCUGGGGUAAGGGACCUUUGAAGUCUUCCACAAAUAACACUACUGUACAAAACAUACUUUCAUAAAGGUGACACUGGAAACACAGAGGAAGAGGCAAGGUGCUGUACAGAGAUUCAGUGAGUAAAAGGCAGGGAAGGUGUUUGUGAAAGGAGUGUGGGAGGUGUACUUGUAGAGCAGGCAUGCAUUUGAAUAUUGGCUGUUCAGUAGAAAAGAACCUUAAAAGCACAGAGAACCAGUUAUUGGGCAAAGUUCUCCAACAUGUUUGAGACUGUAGUGAAUCUAUGUGGCAGGUGGGCUCCAUCAUUUUAUCAACCCCUAUGAGAUUAAGUGGAGAGAUUUAAAAGACCUCUAUUUGUAAAGAUAAACUGCAGAUUUUUGUCUUGAAGGAAAAUAUGACUCUAUGGGUGUUUUAGGCAACAGAUGAACUGGUUUAAACACAGUUAAAUCAGUAAAACUUUGGCUUCUUGUCAAGCUGAAAGAGGAAUUUUAAGUACAUGAUUAAAUUCAUUAAUAAAGGAGAAGGGGCUCUUACUUCCCAGGGCCAGCUAUGACCCUUUUCCAAUUUUAUAGGCAGACUUUUACAAAAGCAACUCUUCCAGACUUAGAUUUCUGGGAAAAUAAAAGUAAAUACUGACAUAGGCAUACUUUGUUUUCCCAAGAGACGUUUCCCGGGCGAUUUCUCUAAUUAUCUAGAAAACAUUUUUUUUUAGCUUGCUUGUCCCUUUAGAUUUCAGACAAGCUGAGGGCGAAAUUACAGUAUUGCUUUAGAUUCUCCAACUUUGGUUUGGACGUAGUAUUAGUCCGGAGAGACGUUUUAAAAAGACGACGUCUCUAGGUAUUUGUUCUCUGAAACAAGGGCGCUAGGAAGAAAAAAAGAGCAAUGAAGCCUUCUUGCAAGGGGUUUAGUUUAAAAAUAAUCGUUUAAGGGCGGGUGAUAUCGCCUAACCUAUGUCUUUAAAACACUUUAUUGGGAAAACUAAUAGGGGCGGAAGGUGUGCGGUCACUUCUGGUUAGGGUAUCUAGAGCCUAAUGCUAAGGAAGGACCGAGGCUCUAGGGUAUCACUUCUAGAAAAAAAAUUACCGGUUACUUCCGCCAGGCUCCUAGAAGGGCGGAUGAAGCUACAGUUUAGCGCGCAAAACAGCCAAUAGGAAUUCAGAAAUCUGCGCACGGCUUAAAUUUCAACCAAUCAGCGUCCGGAGCUUUAACUUGUUGGCCAGCGCUUCCGUCGUCGGGAAAAGCUGCCCAGCUUCCCCCUCAGAAUUGCCCUUAACGGACAUGGCUGCGGCCCCAGGAGGCGGGGACGUGAAGUGAGGAGGGGGCUGGGAGGGGAGAGGACGCGGGCGAGGAAGACGGGCCCGAGGGCCCCGAUGCUGUGAGUGUGACAGACUCACUAGGGUUUGUCCAUGUUGGGGAGGAACCUUCCUUCCGGGGGUGACGGUGUUCAUCUGGGCAUGUCUGAAGUACCCUGGGCCCAUGGACCUGAAGGAGAAGCAUCUGGGCGAGCCUUCCUUGGCCCUGGGCCUGUCUACCCAGAAAGCUCUCAGUGUCCUGAAGGAACAGCUGGAGGCUGUGUUGGAGAGACACCUCAAAGAGCAGAAGAAAUGUCUUACGUGGAAGGAGAUGUGGAGGAGCAGCUUCCUGCACCUCAAUAACCGCUGUUCCUGUUUCCACUGGCCGGGGGCCUCUCUCAUGCUGCUGGCUGUGUUGCUGCUGCUGUGCUGCUAUGGGGGCCAGCCUGCUGGGAGCCAUGGAGUGGAGCUGGUAAACGCCUCUGCUCUGUUCCUGUUGCUGCUUCUCAAUCUCAUCCUCGUUGGGCGGCAAGAUCGGCUGAAGCGCCAAGAGGUGGAGCGCAGGCUCCGGGGCAUCAUCGACCAAAUCCAAGAUACUCUCAGGGAUGGAAAGGAGAUCAAGUGGCCAAAUGCCAUGUAUCCAGACCUCCAUAUGCCCUUUGCACCUUCCUGGUCCCUGCACUGGGCCUACAGAGAUGGACAUCUGGUAAACCUGCCAGUUAGCCUGUUGGUAGAAGGAGACAUCAUAGCCCUGAGGCCUGGCCAGGAGUCUUUUGCCUCUCUGCGGGGCAUCAAGGAUGACGAGCACAUUGUCUUAGAGCCUGGAGACUUGUUUCCCCCCUUCUCUCCACCACCUUCACCCCGGGGGGAAGUGAAGAAAGGGCCACAGAACCCUCAGCAACAUCGGCUCUUCCGUGUCCUUGAGACUCCUGUGAUUGACAACAUCAGAUGGUGCCUGGACACAGCCCUGUCCCGCCCAGUCACUGCUCUGGACAAUGAGAGGUUCACAGUACAGUCAGUGAUGCUUCACUAUGCUGUGCCAGUGGUCCUGGCUGGCUUUCUCGUCACCAAUGCCCUGCGCUUCAUAUUCAACGCACCUGGGGUCACUUCCUGGCAGUAUACCCUUCUCCAGCUCCAGGUGAAUGGCAUGCUACCCAUCCUCCCCCUGCUCUUCCCAGUCCUCUGGGUCUUGGCUACCGCCUGUGGAGAAGCUCGUGUCCUGGCCCAGAUGAGCAAGGCCUCACCCAGCUCCCUGCUAGCCAAGUUCUCAGAGGAUACUCUCAGCAGCUACACUGAAGCCGUCUCCUCUCAGGAAAUGCUACGCUGCAUUUGGGGUCACUUCCUGAGGGUGAUCCAAGGGACAUCGCCAACGCUGAGCCACAGUGCCAGUCUGCUGCACAGCUUGGGCUCUGUCACGGUGCUGUGCUGUGUAGACAAGCAGGGAAUCCUAUCAUGGCCAAAUCCCAGCCCAGAGACUGUGCUCUUUUUCAGCGGGAAGGUGGAACCCCCUCACAGCAGCCAUGAGGACCUCACAGAUGACCUGUCCACCCGAUCUUUCUGCCAUCCUGAGGUAGAGGAAGAGCCCCAUGAACGAGAUGCCCUCCUUCCUGGCUCCCUGAACAAUACCCUGCACCUUUCCAACGAGCAGGAGCAUGGUGACUGGCCUGGUGAUGGUCCCAAGCCCUCUGAGCCCUACUCUCAUCACAAAGUGCAUGGCCGCAGCAAACACCCGUCCGGAUCCAAUGUGAGCUUCAGCAGAGACACCGAGGGCGGCGAGGAAGAACCUAGCAAGGUCCAGCCUGGGACAGAGGAUGAUCUCUAUGAGACUGAGGACUUUGUAUGUGACUACCACUUGGAGAUGCUGAGCCUGUCCCAGGACCAGCAGAACCCCUCGUGCAUCCAGUUUGAUGACUCCAACUGGCAGUUGCACCUUACCUCCCUCAAGCCACUGGGCCUCAAUGUGCUGCUGAACCUGUGCAAUGCCAGCGUCACUGAGCGCCUGUGCCGCUUUUCUGACCACCUGUGCAACAUUGCCCUGCAGGAGAGCCACAGUGCUGUGCUGCCUGUGCACGUGCCCUGGGGCCUUUGUGAGCUGGCUCGUCUUAUUGGCUUCACUCCAGGGGCCAAGGAACUCUUCAAGCAAGAGAACCACCUGGUACUCUACCGCCUUCCCAGCGCUGAAACUGUGAAGGAGACUUCGCUAGGGCGUCCCUCCUGUGUGACCAAGCGGCGCCCCCCACUCAGCCACAUGAUCAGCCUCUUCAUCAAGGACACUGCCACCAGUGAGCCUCAUGCCAGCUCAGCUGGCACAGAGCAGAUGCUGUCCCAUGGCACUGCUGAUGUGGUCUUGGAGGCCUGCACAGACUUCUGGGAUGGUGCUGACAUCUACCCUCUUUCAGGUUCUGACAGAAAGAAAGUACUGGAUUUCUACCAGAGAGCCUGCCUGUCUGGCUAUUGCUCUGCCUUUGCCUACAAGCCCAUGAACUGCUCCCUGUCCUCUCAGCUUAAUGGCAAGUGCAUUGAGCUGGUGCAGGUACCGGGCCAGAACAGCAUCUUCACCAUGUGUGAGCUGCCCAGCACUGUUCCCAUCAAGCCAAACAUCCGCUGUAGCAGCUGGAGUUCUGACGAAGGGAUCGGGGAGGUGCUGGAGAAGGAAGACUGCAUGCAGGCCCUGAGUGGUCAGAUCUUCAUGGGCAUGGUGUCCUCCCAGUACCAGGCCCGGCUGGACAUCGUACGCCUCAUUGAUGGGCUGGUCAAUGCCUGUAUCCGCUUUGUCUACUUCUCUUUGGAGGAUGAGCUCAAAAGCAAGGUAUUUGCAGAAAAGAUGGGUCUGGAGACAGGUUGGAACUGUCACAUUUCCCUCACACCCAAUGGUGACAUACCUGGCUCUGAGAUACCUCCCUCCAGCCCUAGCCAUGCAGGCUCCCUCCAUGAUGACCUGAAUCAGGUGUCCCGAGAUGAUGCGGAAGGACUACUUCUCUUGGAGGAGGAGGGUCACUCGGACCUCAUCAGCUUCCAGCCUACAGAUAGUGACAUCCCCAGCUUCCUGGAGGACUGUAACCGGGCCAAGCUGCCCCGGGGCAUCCAUCAGGUGCGGCCCCAUCUGCAGAACAUUGACAAUGUGCCCCUGUUGGUGCCCCUCUUCACGGACUGUACCCCUGAGACUAUGUGUGAGAUGAUAAAGAUCAUGCAGGAGUACGGGGAGGUGACCUGCUGCCUGGGCAGCUCUGCCAACCUGCGGAACAGCUGCCUCUUCCUCCAGAGUGAUGUCAGGUCAGGCAUUGCUUUGGAUCCCCUGUACCCAUCCCGCUGCUCCUGGGAGACUUUUGGCUAUGCCACCAGCACUACCAUGGCCCAGGCCUCGGAUGGCCUUUCUCCCCUGCAGUUGUCAGGGCAACUCAACAGCCUACCUUGCUCCCUGACCUUUCGCCAGGAGGAGACCAUUAGCAUCAUCCGGCUCAUUGAGCAGGCUCGGCACGCCACCUAUGGCAUCCGUAAGUGCUUCCUCUUCCUGCUGCAGUGCCAGCUGACCCUUGUGGUCAUCCAGUUCCUUUCCUGUCUGGUCCAGCUGCCACCACUCCUGAGUACCACAGACAUCUUAUGGCUAUCCUGCUUUUGUUAUCCUCUGCUCAGCAUCUCUCUGCUGGGUAAACCACCCCAUAGCUCUAUCAUGUCUAUGGCAACAGGCAAAAACCUUCAGUCCAUUCCUAAGAAGACCCAGCACUACUUCCUGUUCUGCUUCUUGCUCAAGUUCAGCCUCACCAUCAGCUCGUGCCUCAUCUGCUUUGGCUUCACACUGCAGAGCUUCUGUGACAGUGCCCGGGCCCGCAACCUCACCAACUGCUCCUCCAUCAUGCUUUGCAGCAAUGAUGACAGGGCUCCCGCCUGGUUUGAGGACUUCGCCAAUGGGUUGCUGUCAGCUCAGAAGCUCACAGCUGCUCUGAUUGUUCUGCACACUGUCUUUAUCUCCAUCACUCACGUACAUCGCACUAAGCCUCUGUGGAGAAAGAGCCCUUUGACAAACCUCUGGUGGGCCGUGACUGUGCCUGUGGUACUCCUGGGUCAGGUGAUCCAGACAGUUGUAGACCUGCAGCUGUGGACACAUAGGGACACGCAUGUCCACUUUGGCCUAGAGGAUGUGCCCCUGCUGACAUGGCUCCUGGGCUGCCUGUCCCUGGUCCUUGUGGUGGUCACCAAUGAGAUUGUAAAGCUUCAUGAGAUUCGGGUCCGUGUCCGGUACCAGAAACGACAGAAGCUGCAGUUUGAAACUAAGCUGGGCAUGAACUCUCCCUUCUGAGCCAUUGGUCAUGGUGGCCAUACACGCCCUGGUUCCUGGGGCUAAAGCCAGAUGUUUUCCUGAUCCUGGGGAGUUGGUAUCAUGGAUGUUUCAGGGUUUGUCUUUGUGCCCCUUGGCGUUGGAGACCCUGCUGUCUCCUUACUCUGGAGCUUACCAUGGAGAAGCUGAGGACCCAUGACCUUGGUUUGACAGGACUGCCCAGGUUCUUCCCUGGCCCUACCGGGGGCACUCUUGAAUGUAUGACCUUGGGCGCUUGGUAGAGGGGCCCAUAGCCCCUUCCCCGUGAAUUGCCUGUCAUCAGGGUCCCCUCACUUGGUGCCCUCUGCUUUUGUGUCUACAGCAGCCUGAGUGAGGGGUGAGCCUCAGCCUUUGUUAGAGAAGCAGUGUGGAAGAUAGUGUCCUACCUGCCACCCCCAUCCCAUCGUCCUGGGGCAAGGGCUUGGGUGUGGCCCUGAGGACCUCCCCUUAAUCUGGGUUACUCUCAUAGGUGGGCCUGAAGAUGGAAAAGGGCCCACCUCACCCUGGAGCCCUUUCCUGUGCCUGCACCAGCUGGCCAUGAGUCAGCCAUAGGGGACACAGCUCAGGCUCCCUAUGACCCCUGCCCUCGUUCUACAAGUUUUUACUGUUAUGUUUUGUUUUUUUACUGGAAAUGAGCCUUUUGGGAAUGAAUGUCAACGGGUUUAUAUUAAAAUUGUAAAUUGCUUAUGAAAAAACCUGUAGCUGAUCCAUAAAGCAGUCAUGAAGGGUCCUGUCUCCAGGCUGCAGCACUGAGGGGAUCCUUGAAAGCAGGGAGCGGGGCCUAAGCCUUCAUUCCUCCACAUUGGUGUGUGCCCUCAGGUCUGGGUGAAGGGAGACUCCUGCACAGAUCCAAACACAGCCCAAUCAUGUGGAAUGACACUUUCAUUGGUGUUAGUUGAGGGAAGAGAUUAAUAGUUACAGAGCCUGGGCCUGGGCCAGCUGGGUCAGGUCUCCAACUGGAGGUGGGCAGGCAAUACAAAGGCCUACCCCACGGCAUCCUCUCAGGCAGUUAAUAGAAUAAAUUCCAUUUAAAAUA